AUGAGUAGGUGAGUGUUUUUAACUUUUCCUGAGGCUACCCAGUGGAAGUGCACAUUUAUGUCAUAGUGUGACUUUGAAUUAUACGUGAGCAUAUUUAUAAACGGAAACCUACAGAAAUUCUAAUUUGGUUUCUCCCACCAAUGCAGGGCUGAUUAAAUGGCUGAACAUACAUGUUAUGUAAUUUAAUGGUAAUAAUGCAACUCAGCGGUAACCUGCCUCAGGCAGCACUUUACAUUGCGAUAGUAACUUCAAAUUUAAUAUUUAUUUAAUACUUGUCGCGUGCAUGCGAGUAACAUGCUUGACACUGCAAUUGUGGAUCCUUUUUAACAAUUCCGUCAGGGCUUAUUCAUUUCGGGGAGUUUACAGGGCAGAACGGGAGCUUGUUCGGAGAAGGGUUGAUAGCGAGGGUAACAUCUAGGUUAAUUUAUUGUCCAUGCAGAAAAACGUGAAUGUUUUAGGCACGCGUGCGUUUUAUUGUGUCGGAGAAGUAGUAGUAACACAUUACUGGGAUCCAUGGUAUACCUUCUUAACAGACGUUCAGAAUCCAGCAGACCAAAAAUGGUGGAAUUCCCAGAAGUGCGUGAAAAUUGACCACGUAUUUUUCGUGGUGAGGUGGUUUAACACAUCACUAAACAUCCGUUGUAGAAGCAUUUUCAUGCAUGUACUCUUAACCCUAAAGCCAGGUAGGCGGAACUUUGUGUGCGCGGAGCGGAAACUUUCUUUGUCUUGUGAUUUCUUGGGUGGAACUAUUUAGAAAAGACAAAGAAAAAUUCCGCUCCGCACGCAAAGAAAACCUACUCAAAGAAAAGAAAACCAAAGGAAACCUUUCUCAACCUACUCUAACUCCCCCUCUGCUAUGAAAGAGAGAUUUCUGAUCUGGUAUUCUUCUUCAAGGCUCUCUUUGGCAACACAGAUUUGGAUGUCAACACCUUUGCCUCCUUUUCCAACAACAAUCGGACCCGACUCUGUCAAAAUCCCUCCCUCACCCUUAAAGUUCCCCUCUGUAAAUCCAACACAUUCAAAGCAUCCUAUUUCAACCAACUAGUUAAAAUAUGGAACUAUACCUGUAAAAUUCUACCUCCAACCACCUUCGCCACCCUCUCCUCGUUUAAAAGAAACAUUAGAAACACAUAUGAACACUUGCUUGGAACAAUGUUCGACAUAGAAAUGCCAUGUACAUGGUCAUUAGUGCGUGACUGUCCAUGUCAUACAACUUAAUAAAUAACUGUGUUUCAUGUUUGUGCUGUUUUUGUAUUGUAUUUUGUUCUAUUUUAUUGUUUUGUAUAGUUUUAGAAUGGUAAGCACCGGCAUGGGACUUCGUAUUAGGACUUGAUAUUGUCCAUUUGGGUAUUCUACUUAUUUCUAUAUAGAACUGUUGUGUUUAAAACGUUGUAGAAUUCUCAAUAAAAAUUGUUAAAUCAAAGUUUCGCCUAGUGGAAAUUCUGUAAUGGGAUCAAAAUAUAACCAUUUAAAAUUUACGUCUUGCUUCAUUCAGUACAUAUAUCUUGAGUUUUUCAAGUUUCUUGAGUUUUCGGUUUUUGUUUUAUAUUUUACUUAGUUUUAAAUUGUCGGCUGCAUGGUUUUCGAUUUUGAAAGGUCAAGCACAGUUUAUGUAAUUCUAGUUAUACUAUGUGAACUAUUUUAUAGUUGUCGAGUUGCUUAUAUUUGUGAUGAACGUCUUUCUGGCUUGGGAGAAUUGGGCAAACACAGUGUCUAUAAACUACGUAAACUAUUUUUCUUCUUUUUUUCAUGUUUCGCAGGGAGAGAACCUUGGAAACUGGCAGUAGAGUGCGAAACAUAGAGGGCACUAGUGAGUGCAGUGCACGAGAUUAUGAAUCGUGGAAAGAAUAUUAUAAAGGCGGUAAACGUGGUCACAAAUCGCGUCCAUGGCCCAAACAGUGUCGCAUUCAUGGUUGUAUUAAGAGGGCUACAGUUGGAGCCCACGUAGAGCGUGAAGACGAAAGUGGGGUGUGGAUAAUUCCUAUGUGUACAGAGGACAACAACUAUUAUAAUGAGGAUUGGAUGACCGUUAAUGCGGACACCAUUGCAGUGCAAGUUGAGGAGGAAGACGCAAGAGGAUUUCACGGGCACUUUUUUUAAAUGAAAGAAAGAAAAACAUGUAUACUUGUAAAACUGAUGCAUGUAAUUAAAAGUUUCUAUGUAAUCUAUCUUGGUCGUUUCUUCUGUAUGCUUCAAAAUAGUUUUGUUGUUGUAAAUACAAUAGAUGACAAAACACCAGGUAUAUAAUUCUUUUCUGAAAAAGAUUUUGACACAGAAUUUUUCACCAUUAGUAUGCAUGACUACCAUAUUUUCAGUAUGUUUGUAUAUUUACCAUUUUCGGAAUACUGUAUAAAUAUACUGAAAAUAUGCAAACUUCGCAAGGCUAUAUUUUCUGUAUUUUACAACAUUUCGCAACCAAACUUUGCAAUUUUAGUAAUUUUAAUAAGUUCUUUACGGGAAUUUACUUUUUUUUGCCUAAAUAAAAAAUUAGUCUAACAUGCAAGUUGUCUAUUGGAUUUAGAGAAAUUGCAUUAUUCGUGAACCAACCAUGCAGAUGUAUUAUUCGGUUUCUGUUCAACACUACAACAGAAACUUUCUAGUCAGUUUUUGUUGAAAUUUUCUGUGGUUGACGGCUAUAUGCCUAUAAUAUUUAAUCGCUAAUAAUUCAAUUUAUUCUUUUGAAUUCGAUUUAAGUUGUAAUGCAGAACUUUGCCCAUUGAAACAGGGUGUUUGCUGUGUAGUUAUAUAGCCAAAUUAUCGAAACAACAAUAGCCGGAAGCUCAUCAAGUUCAUCAUGACCUCCAUUAUACGAUCAUAUUUUUCAUGCAGUGCCAGUGGACUGUACGAAUCUAAUACGUUCACAUUUUAACGCUCAAUUUAAUAAUGCUACACUUUCAUGCAGUGUUGCAAUGCCCGCUGCCAUUAGACCAUGAAGGCUCAUUAUGAAGGCUCAUUUUCUAUAUCACUAUAUGCAAGUUGCUUUCGCUUUGGUUGAUUCAUGAUGUAUUAUAGGUCAUAUUGUGAUCGUGAUAAACACAUUUAUCUUUAUACUGCUACUAUAUAUAAUUAUAGUCUAUAUAUGGCGUUGUUUUGAUGUUUUUUAUUCAUUACUCAUGCUGAGGGAAAUUCCCUGAUAUAGGCCUACACGCAUAUAACGUCAUUGGAAAUCCUCUGAAACAUAGCAUAACCACAAUCUUAGUUUCGUUUCGGAUCUGUUGGGAUCAUACAAAAUAUUCUUCGACUUCAUCUUUAAUAUUCGUCAGGUACGUCUAUUGUUUGUAUAUAUCAGAUCAUAUAUUGCGGAUUUUACGGUAAAAGAAGCAGUACUGUGCUAACAUUCAAAAUAUUUCCGAACGAAUAUAGACAGAUUGGCUGAUAAUAUUGCCACGCAUUCAUGGAAUAUAUCUUUAUCGAACUUGUGAAACGUUUCAAAAACAAAGUUUUUAAAUUGGGUCAUGCAUGACAAAAGGAGUAAAUUAACGAAGAAGAAAUGGGUAUUCCUCUUCCUAACCAUGAAAUGCAGGAUGUGUAAUGGAAUAAUUUAGACAACUAUACCUGCCAUUACGGGACAGGUUGUAAAAUUGCAUAAUAUAUACUUUCUAUAGAAUAUAAGGUACAAUGUCAAUGUUCAUAUAGAUAUAAACUGUUGUGCCCAUUAACUUACACUUUCGAUUUUUAAAAUUUUCAAUGUAAGAUGCAUCAGUGAUCCUUGUCACAAAUCUUUAGUUUUAAAACUAAACGCUAGGGGGAGCUGUGUAGCUCUGCGGGGGUGAAAAACAGGAUUCAGGGAAGAACCAAGAUGGCCGACUUAUAAAAAACACUAAAAUUUAUAUAUUCCGUAUAGUUUUAUUAAAAAUUUAUAAAAGUAUGUGAGUUCAGUAGUUGUCCUGUAAUGUGAUCAAUACAGGUUUAUCAAGAAUUCCCUGACAAUCCUAAACUCGCUAUAACGCCUUUAUAGCAAUGGUGAUGUGUGUAAGUCUUUACCGUGAAGUCUCAUGGAUGAGAAAUUCCCUGCAAUAAGUUCAUGAUCAUCAUACUUAUUUAAAUAUGUGUAAUAGUAUACUGUAUAUCCGUUAUCGCAUGCAUAUAAUUCGAUAAUUUCAAGUAAUACCUAGCGUAUGUUACAUAAACUUUUUGGGGUAACUCACGUCCAUGAAAUCUAAGAAAAAACAUGAAAUAUGAGUUUGUUUCCUGUAUAGGAUGAGCCAUCUGAUAUUAAGUAAUACUGACGAUAUAGAAAAUAUUCAGCACAAACAUACUCCUAAGCCAGUGGGUUUCAGUUCUUGGAAGGAGUAUUGGUGUGAUCAGUCAGAUGAAGAUUGGCCAGAAACGUGUCGAUUUCGUGAUUGCCGCAAUAACGCAGAUGGCAGUGCCCACGUUAUUGUAAACGAUGAUGAAGACUGCGAGUAUAUCAUCCCGAUGUGCAACAUUCACAACGGUGCAGGGUUUUCAGAAACCUUUUCAGUGAACUCUGGCACUUUUGCUGUCUACAUUGAUAAAGAAGAAAUCGUGACAGAUCUUGUUGCCAAUCUGACCGACAAGUAAGUAUGCAAUACUUGGAUUCUUUUACCAUAUCAACUGAUGUGAUUUUUAAUAAAAUCAUUUUAGAUUGUCAUAAUACACUGCAUAUCCUCACAUAGAUAACAAUAAACAAUAAUACAACCUUUAUUUUUACAUGAAAGUCUGUAAUCCUGACUCGAUGCUUACUAGUGUGGGAUAUUUAAUGUCUAAUAUAAAAAAAUAUUCGCCUUAGAGUAAGCCUUUUUUGCCAGUAAAAUAUUUGAAAAUGCAUGGUUGGCUAUGCCGUUUCGUGAAACGCGCGUGGAAAUUGUAGUCCCGCGCGCUAUUCACGCGAUGUCGUAGCAAGUUAAAGCGCCUGGUUACAAGGCUGGCAGACUAUAAGUCACUCAUUUUUUCCUUUGUUCAGUUUAGGUGAGUUGUCCUUGAAAAGUGGUAUGCGAGUGCAGAACAUCUCGGGCACUCAUGCUUGCUUGCCACGAGGUUAUGGGUCGUGGAAGAAAUACUAUAAGGACGAUGACGAGCGUGAAUGGCCAGACACGUGCCGCAUCGGCUGCUGUGAAAAACCUGCAAAAGGGGGAGCCCAUGUUCACAUUGAAGGGAAACGUAAUUGUACAUGUGUGUAUAUUGUACCCAUGUGUGAGCAGCACAACACCGCUCAAAAUAAAGAUUGGUUACCUGUGAAGAAAGGCACCAUUGCGGUGCGCGUUGACCAGGGAGACACACGUGGACCCGCUGGCACCUGUUAUAGCACAAAAUGUCGAUAGAUUAUGGAGUUGCACUAUAUUUUCAAUGUACUAUGUAUUAGUUGUAAGAUUCAUGAAUAAUUAAUGAGGAUAGAAAGCAAUCAAGCUGGAAAUGUAUUUAGGUCACACACAUAUAUUGUAACCUUGGCACCUUGCUCUGUAUUGACAGUACAUGAAUAUAAAGUUCAGGAAAAUCAUCAAUGUAAUUAAGAGAAGUUGAAUAAGAACGGUCGACAGUCGAGUACGGCUGAACAGUUCAUAUUAACACAGUAAUAGUGACAUGUCUCAUUGACUUGAUAUAUAUGGCCCUGGUAAUUUCGUUUAUUAAAAUAAUAUUAAUAUAAAAAGUGAUUUGUUAUAAUUUAGAUAAUAUGCAUGUAGGACAUGAUACUGCGAUUACUCUGUUUGACCAAAUAAGCUGCAUGCUGAUGCAUUGAAAAACUAUGUCUACAUAUAUAUGGUCAUAUCUUAAUUAUAUGCAUAUAAAAGCAAAAAGAACACAAAGCUCGUUAGCAAAAUUUUUUUGCUCUAUUAAAGGUGCUCAUAAAAAUUAUUGAUCUUGUCUAACUACAAUCCUGGACAAAAGAUCUGCGACACUUCCAAUUACUUGACAAAAUGUCGUAAUAUUAUCGUAAAUUUAUAAAACCUCCCCCUUUCCCCCACCAUUCAAUGUUGAUUGCAUUCGUAGAAUACGGAUAAAACGUUCAACAUUGUUUUGGGGGGCGAGGGGGGCAAACGAGUAAAUUAUUCUGGUCUAACUGGUAAAAAAAGCCACAAAGGAAAGUUUUAAUAGAGUGUCGCAGAUGGUUUUGUCAUGCAGGAUUGUAGAAUGUGGGCUCAUUAUUCUCACUCCUCAGCAAUGGCUUCGUUAAAUACCAUCCACCUAAACUGAUAAAUCGGCCAACUAAAAUCAUGUGCUUAAUCUUUAUAAAAACCUGAUGUAUACAAAAUGAGUAAAAAAAUCUCUGAAGUAACUACUUGCAACAAAUUGGAUGGGUUCUCUUUUACAUAUGAAGCAUAUUUGUCCAAAUAUACUGUCGAACAAUCUUGUUGGCUCUGUUCACUAUUGCAUGGCCUUCGUAUUUCAUUCACGUCCUCCCAGUUGGUAUCCCUAUACACGAUGAUUACAUUAUGUGUAGGUUUUUGUCGUCCUCUUCUUUUUUUCCAUUUGUUCUAAUUGUUGGUUCCCUGAGUGCUCGGUGGGUCAUAUGUACAGUGGUAGCAUAGGCAUAAUAAGUGCACGUCGAUGCAACUAUAAUAGAUGAUGGAUGAAAAUACCUGGCAACGCAGGAGACUUGGAAGAGUCAGAGUGCCAGCGACCGUAUAAAUCAGCAAUUAAUAUAUGUUAAGGCAAAAUAUAGGAAAUCCCGUUUCAUGUCCGAAUAUAGGAGCUAGUUGUUUUGCUUCUGAAAAAUACCACGUUUAUUGAAACAAAAAGUUUCUUUCAUAAGCAUUUUUGAUGUUUUGUAAAUAUUCGUUGGGCUCGUGUAUUGCCUCUGUUUAUAAACUCAAAUGAAAUGCAUGUAAAGUCUUGUUGUUUCACUUACCUUUUACUAAAUGUAGUUGGAGCUGUCUAGCUUCAAUUAGUCAAUCAUAUCGGCUCCCUCCGUAUAGCGUUCUGUCCGCAAUUGGCUUUGGUCUUUAUAUUUUAUUCACAUAUCCUCCAAAUUGGAAUCAUUACGAUGAUCCCAUUUCUCUUCUUUUGCCCUUUGUUGUCAUUGUUGGUUCCCUAAGGCUAAUUGCGAUGGGUGAUGUGAUAUGAGCAAAAGUUAUAGUAUGACGAUAUGCUGGUAUUAAUGAGAGACAGGUGUCAGAUGCCAUCUUGAUCAUAUAAGUCCAUGUUUAAAUUACCGAGCUGGUUACCUGCAUGCCGAAUUGACAUGAGCUAACUGCAAACAUGCAUGGGUCAGAAGACAGAAGGCCUGAUUUAUUUUUCCGAGGCCAUAUUUCUCAAACACUUCUUUCUAAGCCUCCACUCUAGUUCACUCGCGUACGUACACACAAUUUCUCGUUAAUUGAAUUUGCUGAAGUAAGCAAAUUUAUUUGUUUGGCUUGUGGAGAACAUCAGGCUUACUGAUUGCUGCAAAGCUUUUAAUUCGAUAUCAAUGCUAAUAAUAUGAUGAAAAUCCAGGCUUAUAUGGUUUGAAUGUUUUGCGAUAAUAUGAACCGUGAUAUUCUGUAUACAAUCCAAAACAAAUAUUAUAUAAUUCAAAUUGCCAUGCAAACAUACAAAGAACUAAGCAAAUUGUUGAAAAAAUGCAGUUGCAUCAUGCAACAGCAAGCAUAAAAUGGUGGUAAAGACUCGUAUAUAUGUCUCUCAACGUAUACGUAUUUUUCAAUAUCAUGACGCAAGUUGGUUUCACUUUGCUUGGAAGGAUGUACAUACAGCAGGCAUUUGAUAUGUAUACAUGUCAUGAUAUAUUGCAUAUAUUAUGUGAUUUCUUGGAAGAACUGUUCACGGAAAACACUGUCAUGUGACUACCAACAGUCCACGUGCGGUAUUGUUUCAAUCUAUUUCAUCCUCAUUACUCAUGCUAAGUGAAAUCCCUGAUACCAUUGAGAUUGAGUACUUGAUAGUCGCCAUCCUCAAGGUAUAUAGGUACGUCUAUUGUAUAUCUAAUUUUAUUGCUAUAUUGAGUAUUGUAUGUCUGGCUAUGUAUAUAUCGCUGCAUGCCUUAUACUGUAUAUAUAUAAAGAAUAAAUUAUAUAUGCGAUUGUAACGGAGCUGGAAUUUCGGGCGGGAUAUAGGCAGACUGAUGGAUUAGAUUGUUCAUAUAUUUAUACACAAAACAAUGUGUAUUGAACUUUAUAUCCAAGUCUGAUACGAAGUCUUCAAAUUGAGUCGUGUAGUCACAAGAAAAUGAACCAAAACUAGGAAUCGUCCUUAGGCUUAGACUUGUAUAUAGCGAUUUAUAUAGGCUAUGAAAUUCUUUUCGAUCAAUUUAAACAAUUUCAAUCGUAUAGUGGAACAACACCUCUGAGAGUUAGUCUGUUUCGUCUAGGGUGAUCGAAAUUAAACUUAUCUAAUCCUAUAGGCCUACUCUUUCAGAAAGGAACAUCGCAUUUCCGCCGAGGAGUUGCAAUUUCCCAGUCGCUUAUUUGCUGUUCGGCUCGCUUAUCAGUGAUUUUUCCAUGCCUUCGCUAUAUUUGCAUUUAUGCACGUGGUAAUUAAUUGAUUCAUCCAUAUUCUACAGCUUUUCAAGCCAAGUUAUAAUACAUAGAAUAUUUCUUGAAAUUUUUGGGCUAAAUUGUAUUUGUGAAUUGUAGAAGUUACAGUAACUGUUUAAAUAUUUGGAAUUUCUUUACGGUGUUCGUUGACAUUUGUCUUUGUAGUUUCCACCGUGGUAUUCAAAUAAUUGCCGAUUAUUGGUAAAUUUGUUGCUCGUCUAUAAUUGACACUGUCACUGCGUUCUCUUCUCAUAGGGACACGACAAGAAAUUCGAAGAAAGGCAGAAAGAAAGGAUUUUUAUCAUGGGCAAGUGAGUGUUUUAAACUAUAUCUUAGGGGAAGGGUUGAUAACGAGGGGUUAAUUGAUUUUGCUGACAUGCAACUGCAAGGUUUAAAAUGGUAUAGUAAGAGACGAGGUAAGAGAUUGAAAUUAUUUAUAGUAUAUAGUAGUUUUGUAGAUAUAAGUUGACUUAGUUGUUAUAGUGGUUUGCCUUAUUUUCUUUUUUUCUUUUCGGGGGGACCUUUAAAUUAAGCAAGAAUGCAUAGUAGUAUGUGACUAUAGUAUAGUUGUUAACAGGUUAACUCGACAAUCUGCCCAUUUAAAGGAAUUAGUGGAUAUAGAUCUAACGCCGGAUCCCAAUAUGUAAAUGAUAUUCGAUUCAAUUAUUUUCACUGAGUUCAGUACAUGCAGGUAUUCGCGAAGUACAUGAGAACAAGUGCGAACUGCUUAAUCAGAUGAGCGCGUUGGUCAGAAUUAGAAUGCAUGGGUUGGUGGAUGGGUCGGGCAAUAAUAUCUAGGUUAAUUUAUUGUCCAGAAAAACGUGAAUGUUUUAGGCACGCGUGCGUUAAUUGUAUUGUGUCGGAGAAAUAUAGCGAUAAGACAUUAGGAUAUAGUGUACGUACCUUCUCAACAGACGUUCAGAUUCCAAACUAAUUAGAAAAGACAAGAAAAAAUUACUCUCUAGUGGAAAUUCUAUAAUAGGAUCUAAAUAUAACAAUUUAAAAUGUACGUCUUGCUUCAGCACAUAUAUCUUGAUUUUUCAAGAUGUUUUCAUUUUUCGGUUUUUGUUUUAUAUUCUAUUUUUUUAAAUUAUCGUCUGCAUGGUUCUCGAUUUUGAGAGGUCAAGCACAGUUUAUGCAAUUCUAGUUAUAUAAUGUGAAUUAUAUUAUAGUUGUCGAGUUGCUUUUAUUUGUAUGAACUUCUUUCUGUCUUGGGAGAAUUGGGCAACCACAGUGUCUAUAAACUACGUAAACUAUUUUUUUAAAUUUUUUCACGUUUCGCAGGCAGAUAACCUUGGAAGCUGACAGUGAUGUGCGCAACAUCGAGGGCACUAGUGAGUGCAAUGCACUGCGAGGUUAUAGUUCGUGGAAACAGUUUUACAUUGGUGAAACGGAUAUCGAUACAUCAUGGCCAGCACAGUGUCGCAUCCAUGGUUGUUCCAAGACGGCCACAGAUGGAGCCCACGUAGAGAUUGAUGGGGAAAAUGGGGUAUGGAUUAUACCCAUGUGUCAUAAGCACAAUAACCCUAAUAAUGAGGUUUGGAUGACUGUUAAUGCAAACACCAUUGCAGUGCAAGUUGAGGAGGAAGACACAAGUGGAGGUUCUGACACUUGUUAUUAAAGGAAAGAAAGACAGAGAAUGAAAGCACUGUGUAUGUAUACUUGUAAAACUGAUGCAGCUAAUUAAAAAUUUCUAUGUGAUUUAUCUUGGUCGUUUCUUCUUUAUGCUUCAAAAUAGUUUUGUGGUUGUAAAUACUAGAUAUGACAAAACACCAGGUAUAUAAUUCUUGUCUGAAAAAGGUUUUGAGUUUUGACACAGAAUUUUUUACUAUUAGUAUGCAUGACUACUCAACAAUGGUAUUAUAAGUGUUGAUAUUGUGCUCUUUCAUGCAAGUUGAGGUGGUAUUUGUUUAAUUAAAUCCUUAUUCGAUACUAAAAACAUUGUCCACAUGUACAAAGUAGCCACUUGCUUUUUUCUAUCUUUAACCUAUCAGUUUCUGAGUGGCAUAACUAAACUCCUUUGGGUGCCGGUAUGGACCCUGUAGGCAGCAUAACACCAUUUCAAAGUUGAAGUUUCUAAGUGGAAAUACAGGGAAUACUUUAGCCCAAAGUUACAUCACUUGUAUGUUAAUGUGUUACUCCUAACAUAUACCCCCUGGCACUAAAUAUGGCUUGUCUCUUCUUACAUGUCAUACAUAUCAUGGGAUUACAGCUCUGGAAUGUGAGAAUUUUAAAAUUUCAGAAAUAAUGUUGUAUGUAGGGGAGAUAGUGUGGGGAAAUUGGGCCACUAUUGUUCAAUUUUUUAAUAUACAAGUUGGACAAAAAUGGUUAAAUUUUUAGCCUUGUAUUUUAACCAUUUAAGGGCAUUAGGCCCUGAUAUGCCCUAGCUACUUUAUUAUUUUAUUAUUCUAGCACCGGAUUAUUUUACUCUGUCCAACGCCAGACGAUGUUACUCGUCAAAGGGAGACUGUUGCCACUUAUGGGUUAAUCGGACUAUCUGCCUUCUUUCGAGGUUGCAAUGCGCGCUGAUGCGCCUUACUUUAUUAUUUUAUGGGCUAACGUAUAUUCCAUACCUGAACUGAAAGGGGACCCUUUGUGGCUGAUGUAUCUUGAGCGCAAAGCUCAGAUACAAUCAACUUUGUUACACUGCAUUGCCCUUCCAUGUUUUCCCUUUAAUUAACCUAACACCCGGCGAUUUUACAGAUCAUUGGGGAGAUUGCUGCUGCCGAAUUGCUUAUUGUGUUUUCAACGAUAUGUCUAGAAACUGUAAUAACUACUCAGAAACUUCAACUUUGAUAUUUUGUUAUGCUGCUUGUAGAGGCCAUACUGGCGCCCAAAUGAAGUUAUCCCACUGAGACUGACAGGUUAAACGUAGGAAAAAGUGGCUAUUUUGUACAGGUGCGGGCAAUGUUUUUAGUAUUGAAUAAUCCAAAGCAAUUCAACCAGGGAUUUAAUCCACUCCUUGUUCGAUGCCAUAUUGAAUGUUAUGGCCGCGUCAGAAAAGCCUGGGAAGGCCAAAUAUAAUUACUGUGCCCUUGCUCGUAAUUACAGUACACAGUUAUAAAUUAAAGUUCAGCAAAGUCAUCACUAGUCAUAAUAAGUUAAAUAAGAAACACACGAUCAAUAGUCGAAUAUAGAAUUGUGACAUAUUCUCAGUGACUCAAUAUACUGUAUAUCUUCUUGUUUUUUUUUAAAGAACGUUAUUGGGUCAUUAACAACUAUAUUUACAAUAAUUAUACUAACAAAUAAUUGGGCAAAGAUACACUAAUUUUAAAAAAAAGUGCGAACGGGAUUCCAAGUCCCAUUCGGGGCACUUCCCAUAAAAAAAGUAAGUUUAUGUCCUAUGGGAGGAGCAACCACGCACGAGGGUCCAUGUACACGGUUGAUCAACAUCAAAAAUUUGAAUAUUGAAAUUAUGAUACAUGAGUUUAAUUGAACAUUUGAAAGUUGAAAGACUCGACAAACUAGUAUAGGGGGAGAUAUUUUAUAGGUUGUGUUCCAUAGUUUUACUAUUCGAUUAAAGUAGGACCCUUGGAAUGUUCUGGUUUUACAAAAAGGAGGCCGAGAUCUUUUUCUUGCCCCACACGAAGCGGUUCCUUAGAGCCAAGUUGAUAAGUGUGUAAUAUUGGGCUUCUCUUUCUUGUCACGGUCAACACCUUCCAUGUAUCAAGGUUAUAGUCAGAGCUUGCUGUUGAUCUUCGCAGUCAGUUACUGAUACGAUGCUUCUGUACAACUUUGUAUCAUCUGCGUAUAAAGCAGCGGUUGUUUUGUCUGGUAUAGAAUCAGGAAGAUCAUUUAUGAACACCACAAAGAGCAUGGAUCCUAAAAUACUACCUUGUGGCACUCCCGAUGUAACGGGAGCCCAUUGAGAUGCCACACCAUCCACUCCUACUCUUUGAAAACGGUCUUUUAAGUAGUCAGCAAACCAGUUAUGUUGUUGACCCGUAACACCAUAGGAUUUCAGUUUUUUAAGAAGAAUUUGGUGAUCGACAGAGUCAAACGCUUUGGCGAGAUCAAGGUAAAGAACAUCUGUUUGGAUGUUUUUAUCAAGGCAUUGUCCGAUUGAGUGGAGAACUGAAAGAAGCUGUGUGACACACGAGCGACCUCGUAAAAAUCCAUGUUGUAACUUGAUAACGAGCUGCUUGAAAUGACCGUAGAAUUUGUUACAAAUGCAGCGUUCCAUGACCUUUCUGAGAAUCGGCAACAGCGAAAUCGGUCAAAAGUUUUCUGCAAGUUCUCUUAAAUCCUUUUUGUGGAUGGGCGUCACGUUAGCUGAUUUCCACUCAGAAGGAAUUCAACCAAUAUUUAAAGAUUGGUUGAACAGUGCACAGACGCUGGGUGCGAUUUCCCGGCUGCAUUCUUUCAAUAGGCGUGAUGGAAUGUCAUCUGUGAUGUGUCAAGAUCGUGAAGACAAGCCUCGACUUCGUCAACACCGAGUGUAAUGUCCGAAAAUUGUAUGAUGGUGCUUAGAGGAGAUGAGUUAUCAUCUACUAUACAUCAGGACUAACAUUAGAUUUUGGCGGCAGAAAUACGGAGGAAAAAUACGAGUUAAAAAGCUCUGCUUUUGCAGCUGCUGUCUUAGCUGUAACACCAUUGUAUGUAAUCUUAGGACUCUGAUUCUCUCGGUGGUGAAUGAUAGCUUUGUGAUAACUCCAGAAUAGUUUAGGGUCAUCUUUAAAGGAGCCUUCAAUUUUGGCUAAAUACUCGCUGUGUUUUCAACUGAUAGCAUACUUGAUUUUUUUAUUUAAAGUACGUAGUUUCUACUUUCGAGCAUCUGACUUGACCAAACGAUAUUUCUUUAGCGCUGUGUAUUUCUUUCGGAUUAAAUGGCGAACCUCCCCGUCAAUCCAAGGUGGAGAGUAUCACUCAUAGUUUUUACUGGGAUGUAACUUUCAACUGCAAUCAAAAACAUAUCUUUCCACUGUAACCAGUACUGGUCAAUGUUGUCUGACGUAGUAAUAUCGAAAGGUACACUCGUUAGAAAAUUCCUCAGAUCUCCGAAGUUUCCACGUUUGUAAUCAUAUACUUGUCGCCUAACUACAAAAAACUGUAAUUGCUGCUAAUUUUUGCAUUAACUAUUGAUACAUUUGAAUUCGAUGUAAGUUGGAAUGCAGAACUUCGCCCAUUGAAACAGUGUGUUUGCUGCAGUAGCCAAAUUAUCGAAACAGCAAUAGCCGGAAGCUCAUGCAGUGGCCUGUACGAAUCUAAUAGCCAUAGGUUCACAUUUUAACGCUCAAUUUAAUAAUGCUACACGAACCUCAUACCCAGGGUCUUACGCAGCUUGAGGGCGUGCGAAGGUAAGGGCCUGGGUACGAGGUUGAUGAUACACUUGCAGUGAUGCAAUGCAUGCCUGCUGUCAUUAGAACAUGAGGGCUCAUAUAAUUAUAUGUAUGUUGCACUGCAGCUACCGUAUUUUUCUAUAUCGUUAUGCAAGUUGCUUUCGCUUGGGUUGAGAAAUCUGAUAUAUUAUUAUAGGUCAGAUUGUGAUCGUGAUAAAACACAUUCAUCUUACCGCUACUAUAUAAUUAUAGUCUAUAUAUGGCGUUGUUUUGAAGUUUUUAAUUCAUUACUCAUGCUGAGGGAAAUUCCCUGAUAUACACGUCAUUGGAAAUCCCCUGAAACACAACAACUUAGCAUAACCACAAUCUUAGUUUCGUUCUGUUGUGAUCAUAUAAAAUAUAUUCUUCGACUUCAUCUUUAUUAUUCGUCAGGUAGGUACGUCUAUUGUUUAUAUAUAGCCUAUAUUGCUAUCGUUAUAUCUAAUCAUAUAUUGCGGAUUUUACGGUAAAAGAAGCAGGACAGUGGACAGUGCUCCUAACAUUCAAAAUAUUUCCGAAGGAAUAUAGAUAGAUUGGCUGAUAAUAUUGCCACGCAUUCAUGCAAUAUAUAUUUAUUGAACUUGUGUGAGUUUUGCGACCUUUCUGCUUUCAAAAACAAAGUUUUAAACUUCAGUCAUGUGUGACAAAAGGAGUAAAUUAACGAAGAAGAAAUGUGUAUUCGUCUUCCUAGCCAUGAAAUGCAGUGUGGAAUGGAAUAAUUUAGACAACUAUACCUCAGUGCCAUUACGAGACAGGUUGUAGAAUUGCAUAAUACUUUCUAGAGAAUAUAAGUUCUAGUUGUACAAUGUUCAUAUAGUUAUAAAAUGUUAUGCCCAUUAACUUAUACAUUCGAUUUUUAAAAUUUUCAAUGUAAGAUGCAUCAGUGAUCCUAAACUGGCUAUAACACCUUCAGAAAUUGUGGUGUGUAAGUCGUUACCGCGAAGUCUCAUGGAUGAGAAAUUCCCUGCAAUAAGUUCAUGAUCAUCACACUAUUUAAAUAUGUGUAAUUGUAUACUGUAUGGCCGUUAUCCAUAUAAUUCGAUAAUUCCAAGUAAUACCUAUAUUAUGUUAUAGAAAGAAAAAAUAUGAAAUUUUAGUUUGUUUCCUGUAUAGGAUGAGCCAUCUGAUUUUAAGUAAUACUGCCAAUGUAAAAAAUAUUCGACACAAACAUACUCCUAAGCCAUUGGGUUUCAGUUCUUGGAAGGAAUAUUGGUGUUAUCAGUCAGAUGAAGAUUGGCCAAAAACGUGCCGAUUUCGUGGUUGCAGGAAAAACGCAAAUGGUAGUGCCCACGUUAUUGUAAACGAUGAUGAAGACUUUGAGUAUAUCAUCCCGAUGUGUAACGUCCACAAAAUCCCAGACCCAGGGUAUUCAGAAACCUUUUCAGUGAAGUCUGACACUUUUGCUGUCUACAUUGAUAGAGAAGAAAUUGUGACAGAUCUUGUUGCCAAUCUGACUGACAAGUAAGUAUGCAAUACUUGGAUUCUUUUACCAUAUCAACUGAUGUGAUUUUUAAUAAUGAUCAUUUUUAAUAGACCGUCAUAAAACUGCAUUAUCUUUGCGUGAAUUAUUAUUUAUUUAUAAUAUCUAAUAUCAAAUAUUCGCCUCAGAGACAGAGUUGCCUGACGUUUGUUUGCCAUUUGGGUUCCCAUGCAACUGCAUUUAAGAAGUAUUAGCGUAAAAUAGUUGGAAAUGUUAUUAUCGCGUGAAACGCACGUGGAUAUUAAAGUCACUCAUUUUUUCCUUUGUUCAGUUUAGGUGAGUUGUCCUUGAAAAGUGGUAUGCGAGUGCAGAACAUCUCGGGCACUCAUGCUUGCUUGCCACGAGGGUAUGGGUCGUGGAAGAAAUACUAUAAGGACGAUGACGAGCGUGAAUGGCCAGACAUGUGCCGCAUCGGCUGCUGUGAAGAACCUGCAAAAGGGGGAGCCCAUGUUCACAUUGAAGGGAAACGUAAUUGUACAUGUGUGUAUAUUGUACCCAUGUGUGAGCAGCACAACACUGCUCAAAAUAAAGAUUGGUUACCUGUGAAGAAAGGCACCAUUGCGGUGCGCGUUGACCAGGGAGACACAAGUGGACCCGCUGGCACCUGUUAUAGCACAAAAUGUCGAUAGAUUAUGGAGUUACGCGAUAUUUUCAAUGUACUAUGUAUUAGUUGUAAGAUGCAUGAAUAAAUAAUGAGGAUAGAAAGCAAUCAAGCUGGAAAUGUAUUUAGGUCACACACAUAUAUUGUAAACCUUGCUCUGUAUUGACAGUACAAUAUAAAGUUCAGGAAAAUCAUCAAUGUGAUUAAGAGAAAAUCUACAGUCGAGUACGGCUGAAUAGUUCAGAACUAAUACACCAUUAGUGACAUGUCUCAUUGACUUGAUAUAUAUAUGGCCCUGGUAAUUUCUUUUAUUAAUUAAAAAUAAUAUUAAUAUAAAAAGUGAUUUGUUAUAAUUUAAUUUAAUAGGCAUGUAGGACAUGAUAUUGCGAUUACUCUUUUUGACCUAAUAAGCAGCAUGCUGAUGCAUUGAAAAACUAUGUCUAUAUAUAUGGUCUUAUCUUAAUUAUAUAUCCAUAUAAAAGCAAAAAGAACACAAAGCUCGUUAGCAAAAUUUUUUGCUCUAUUAAAGGUGCUCAUAAAAAUUAUUGACCUUCUCUAACUAGAAUGUGGGCUCAUUAUUCUCACUUCUCAUCAACGGCUUCGUUAAAUACCAUGCACCUAAACCACCAGGUGAUCUCGUGUUCGUAUUUUAGCCAAUCAGCGCUCAGAAAGGGUUGUCCGAAUAGAAAUCCAUUUUGAUGUAUUCAGUCAAUUAUAUCUUUCGUUAUUCUUUAUGAAACUAGUUGAAAUUUUGUAAUUAUGUUUGGUUACGAGAACUAUAGCUCUGACAAAAAUAUGGAAUCGAAAUAAAGUAUAUUACAGGAGAUAUUCAGUUGUUUUAAUCAUAAAAUGGAUUUCUAUUUGACAACUAGUGCCGGUACUUUUCCACGUAUCAAGAUCAUCUGGCAUAAAUCGGCCAACUAAAAUCAUGUGCUUAAUCUUUAUAAAAAACCUGAUGUAUACAAAAUGCGUAAAAAAAUCUCUGAUGCAACAAAUUAGAUGGGUUCUCUUUUACAUGGUAUGAAUCGAACAAUCUUGUUGGCUCUGUUCACCAUUGCAUGGCUUUAAUUCGUAUUUCAUUUACGUCCUCCCAUGCAGCAGUCGAUAUCCCAACACGAUGAUUACAUUCUGUGUAGGUUUUUGGUCCCUUUUUUUUCCAUUUGUUAUAAUUGUUUGUUCCUUGAGUGGUGGGUCAUAUGGUGGGUCAGGUAGCAAAAUUUUGGCUACGGAUAAACAACACAUCAUUUAAGGAUAAUCAUUUAAGGUUGGUGAAGCAGCAAAAAUCUGUAUGGAUCUAAACUUGCAACCAACUUCCUUUACUAAAUAUUUGCUGGAACAAUAGCCUUAAAAAUUUCAUUAUACCUCAAAAAGAACUGCAUGGAAAACUUUUGCCAUUGUUUGAAAAAUAUUUUAAAAGAGCGCUUUGUUGAUUACUGGAAAGACAAUAUUCAACAAAGCGGAAAUCAAGGCAAACUAAGGACAUUCACAAAAGAUUAAAAAUAAAUUUCGAAUUUGAAAAAUAUAUUGCUGAAAUUGGCAAUAUUAAGCAUCGCCAAGCUAUUACAAAGCUCAGAAUUCGCCGCAUAGAUUACUUGUUGAAACAGGUCGAUAUUGCAAAGUUCCAUAUAAUGAAAGAAUAUGUCAGCAUUGUAAUUUAAACGAGGUAGGAAACGAACAACAUCAUUUAAUGCAGUGCAAUAAUGCAAAAUUUACUAAUAUCAGGGACGUUUUUAUAUAUAUAUAUAAACUUAACCAGAUAAACCACUCAUUUAGUUAUUUUAAUAAUCACGAUUUAUUUAUGUAUAUUCUUGCAAUGAAAGACAAAUUAUGUACUCAUUAUAUAUACCAG
Messenger RNA from Paramuricea clavata, 17680 nucleotides. The record is from the annotation of a GenBank genome assembly. Lineage: Eukaryota; Metazoa; Cnidaria; Anthozoa; Malacalcyonacea; Plexauridae.